Molecule: messenger RNA, 1144 nt
Organism: Parus major (Great Tit)
Lineage: Eukaryota; Metazoa; Chordata; Aves; Passeriformes; Paridae
Gene: TMEM54
Product: transmembrane protein 54
Exons: 5
Coding region: 212-946 (244 amino acids)
Source: RefSeq, a predicted model, not a curated record
UGGGACACGGAGGAGAAGGUGGAGUUAUCCCUUUGUCCCGGGGAGCUGGUCUGACAGGAAUUGGAGCGGCAGGCGGGUGGCUCCGGGUGGCUCCGGGUGUCCCGGUCCUGCCCCGUCCCAGACCCCGAUGGAUCCGACUGCCAGGGGCUGAGGGCAGGGCAGGCCCUGGGGCAUCGAGGGGCUCUGGUGGCCUGAUCCUGGCCCGGUGAAGAUGUGCCAAGUGGGCCACCUCCAUCCCAGCAGCCACCGAAAGGUGCUGAUGAAAACAGGGCUCAUCCUCCUCAUCAUCGGCCACCUCAGCUUCAUCACCGGGGCCCUCGUCCACGGCACCGUCCUGCGCUUUGUGGUCACUGCCCGCGAUGUCACCUCCCUGCACUACGGUGUCACCAACAGCGCCUCUGCCGUGGCUGCGCUGCUGGUACCCCUGGGACACGGGGGGACGUGGGGAGGGGUAGGGAUGCAGGCCCCUCUCUGGGGUCCGCCCUGGGGAGGGAACAUCCCCGAGCUGCCUCUUCUCUCCCUCCUGCAGAAAUGGGCUCUGCUGGCUCUGAGCGCCUGCAGCAGCCUGUGCUGCCUGUGCUGCCUGCUGGGGCUGCUCGUGGCCAUCGGGCUGACCCUGGGCAACCAGGGCCGCGUGUUGCUGGCCCCCUGCUCCAUCGGCAGCAUCGCCCUCGCCCCAGUGUCCCGCGAGUGCCCCUUCGACCCCACCCGCGUCUACAGCUCCACGCUGUCCCUCUGGGCCAUCUCCCUCCUGCUGGAGGCCAUGGAGAUCUUCUUCAGCAUCCGCUGCCUCCUGCUCGCCCUGGAGCUCCUCCGCCUCGGCCGCUGCUGCCGUGGGACGCUCCGGAUGAAGGUCUCUUUGCAGGCAGCCCCUGCGGAGAGCCCUGGCCCCGGGCAGUGCCUGGGCCUGCUGAGACUGGACAGUGUGGAAAUUGCCCGGCUCUGAGCAGGGCCUGAGGGAUAAAUGACCCUGUGGAUGUGUCCUGGCCGUUCCUGCCCCAUUCCAGCCCCACGACAGGACUCUGCUGCCUCCCAGGAUGUGUGGACACAUCCCCUGAACCAUCCCACGGCCUUGGGUUGCCUGGGGCUGCAGCGAGGGAUGAAACUGGGCUGGAUUCAGACCCUGCAGGGAGGAACCUUCCCC